AUGCUCAAGGACCGUCUCAAUGCGCUGGGAUUCUCUCUGGAGCAGAGGCUGGAUGGUUCUGACAAGUUACUGAACUACCCAUCCGUCAGCCCUGACUUGGCGGCUGGCGGUGGGCAGAGUGAGGGCGGAGCCACCCUGACUUCCUCAGUGGAGGGGUCGGCCCCUGGUUCCUUGGAGGAUCUACUCAGUGGUCAACAGCACGGUGGGUCAGUGGACAAUCUGGACAGCGAAUCCAGUGAGGUCUAUCAGGCUGUCACCUCCAGCGACGAUGCGCUGGACGCCCCCUCGGGAGCCUCCUCAUCCUCCGAAUGCGAGUCUGCUCCCAGCAGAGAGCGUUCACGGAGGGGCAGCAGUGGAAAUGCCAGCGAGGUGUCAGUCGCCUGUCUUACGGAGCGCAUCCAUCAGAUGGAAGAGAACCAGCAUAGUACCGCUGAGGAGCUGCAGGCCACAUUGCAGGAGCUGGCUGAUCUGCAGCAAAUCACCCAAGAGUUGAACGGGGAGAACGAGCGGCUCGGCGAGGAGAAAGUCAUCCUCAUGGACUCGUUGUGCCAGCAGAGCGACAAGCUGGAGCUGUACGGUCGACAGAUAGAGUACCUGCGCUCCUUGCUGGACGAGCAUCAUGUCUCGUACGUGCUCGAGGAGGACAUCAAGAGCGGGCGCUACAUGGAGCUGGAGCAGCGCUAUGCCGACCUGGCGGAUAACGCCCGCUUUGAGAGAGAGCAGCUGCUGGGGGUGCAACAGCACUUGUCCAACACUUUGAAGAUGGCGGAGCAGGACAACGCCGAAGCCCAAGAGGUGAUUGGAGCCCUGAAGGAAAGGAACCACCAAAUGGAGCGCGUCAUGGACUCGGAGCGACAAGAACGGGCAGCCAUGGCAGCUGCGCUUGAGGAAUAUAAAGCGGCAGUGAGCAGUGACCAGGCGGAGCUGAGCCGCUGCCGAGCCCAGUUGGACCAGGAGAGGCAGAGGGUUGCUGAGCUCUACUCUCUGCAUACAGCGGGGGACAAAAAUGAUAUCUGCCAGCUUUUGGAAAGUGCGCGACAGGGGAAGGAGGAGGCUGAGGCCAAGGCCGCGAAGUUGCAGGAUGAGCUGGAACAAGCUCACAGUGACCUUGCCCUACUGCAGGAUACUCUGAAUAAGCUUGACAGGGAAUACAGAGACUUCCAGCAGCAGGUGCAGCAGCAGAUGGCUGAGCAAGCGCACGUGCUGGAGAAACAGCGUGUGGAGCUGCAGGAGAAGGAGACGGAGAUCGUCGACAUGAAGGAAACCAUCUUUGAGCUGGAAGACGAAGUGGAGCAGCACCGAGCACUGAAACUACAUGACAACCUCAUCAUCACCGACCUUGAGAGUAAGAACCCUGCGCUCACGCACUCACACACAUUGAUGCAACAUCAUGUGUGUGUGUUUUUU
Messenger RNA from Hippocampus comes (tiger tail seahorse), 1407 nucleotides. Its product is annotated as cytospin-A-like. The transcript has 2 exons. NCBI's taxonomy places the organism in Eukaryota, Metazoa, Chordata, Actinopteri, Syngnathiformes, Syngnathidae. The annotation marks the transcript as partial. The record is from RefSeq and is a predicted model, not a curated record.